Molecule: messenger RNA, 1020 nt
Organism: Metopolophium dirhodum (rose-grain aphid)
Lineage: Eukaryota; Metazoa; Arthropoda; Insecta; Hemiptera; Aphididae
Product: lethal(3)malignant brain tumor-like protein 1
Exons: 6
Coding region: 267-980 (237 amino acids)
Biological process (GO): regulation of DNA-templated transcription
Cellular component (GO): nucleus
Source: RefSeq, a predicted model, not a curated record
UCUCGGUGGUCGCCGCUGGAGUGCAGCUAAAGAGUGCGGACAUCCUGAGAGUACACGUCGUCGUGUAUCGCAUCGUGUGUGGGCACUUCUGGUUACGUUUACAACUGUUACAACUCAGUCCCGCAUCAUCAACAAGCGUGUGGUACACUGGUACCACUAGUGUUUACUACGAACAGGUGAAUCUGAAGGCGGGCAGACGUCUCCGGCUUCAUAAAAUAUUUUAUGUUUUGUACGUAGUAUCAAAGCAGUCUUAUACCUUGGUUUAUAUGGAUAACUUAACUGAAGAAAACAUGGAAGAAACAAUACACAAGAACUGUUUUGUAGUAGGACAAAAACUAGAAGGUAUUGAUCCAAAGCAUCCAGCACUAUUCUGUAUAAUGACUGUAUUAGAAGUUUAUGGAUAUCGUAUUAAAUUACAUUGUGAUGGAUAUCCAGAUGAUUAUGAUUUUUGGGUAUGUGCAGAUUGCCCGGAUUUGUUUUAUCCAGGAUGGUGUGAAUUGAAUUCACGCAUUCUACAACCACCGAAAGAUUAUGGAAAGAAAUUUGAUUGGAUUGUAUAUCUUAGAGAGUGUCAAGCUUUACCAGCUCCAAAACACAAUUUUGUCUCUACUAAAGACAUUAAUAGUAUUAAAAAUGAACAUAAAUUUCAUACCGGAGGAAAAUUAGAAGCAUUAGAUAAAGUAACCCGUGUGCUUGCAAAACAGCUAAUAUGUGUUGCCACUGUUGUUGAUAUAUUGGGUAAUCGUGUUUGUAUUCAUCUUGAUGGGUGGACUGAUGAUUUGGAUUAUUGGGUACAUAUUUCAUCAACUAAUAUACAUCCAGUAAGGUGGUGUGAUAAUAAUGGUAAAACGUUGACUCCGCCUAAAGGUUAUAAAGAUGGGAACGAAACAAAAACUUUUAAUUGGACUGAAUACUUAAAAGAGACAAAUAGUGAACCUGUACCUGAAGAUGCAUUUGUCCGUGGACCAUUUUUUUUGUAGCAUUCUAGACACUAAGUGAUUAUUCAUUUUAAUAAUAAUA